CAGCCUAAAUUCAAUCUACAGUUACGUCUAAUUGUACAGUACUGCAAGUGUACAUAGUAUUAUACAUACACAUACUAUUCGGUUCGGCUUCUACACAUAUACAUAUGUUCCAAAGUUUUAUUCAUUGAUUUUUCUUAAGCGAUUGUGUGUGAAUUAUCGAAGAUGUGUGAAUGUUCGAUAGAAAAUAUAUGUACAGGGUGCAACUGAUGAUACAAUUGGAAAGCAGAUGGAAAAAGGGAGUUUAGAAAACUUGUCCGAUUUCAACUUAUUCUUUCUUCACACUGAAUCGUCAUUUUAUGACUGUACUCUGGUACAGCUACAAGACAUUUAGUGUAUUAUCUUCCUUAAUAAUUUUUGUUCUCAUUUUCUAGUUUUAACAAGCGAUAAAUCAAAUCUAGCAUUUCUAACAGUAAAUCUUUAAUUUUUUUAUGAAUGAAAUGAAACAGUGAAGGAGGAGUAUAAGUCAUAAGGAACUGAGCAGGAUAAUUAAGACAAUUAAGAAUAAUUUUACAGUAUUAUUUACGUGAUCCUUGCGUGAUACUUACAUCAAGUAAUAGCGAACGUUGAUAUUAUUUGUAAUGUGGGUACUUAACGUACAGCUUACGAUCCGAGUGGGUGUACAGGGUGUACAGAAAUGUUAGGCGUACUCUACAUCUUCGGAUCUAUGAAGAUAAAAAACAGUUUUCGCAAAAUUGUCCUGGGCCUUACAUUUCAUGGUCAAACAUUUUUUUAUUACAUUGUGUUCUACGCGUUGUGGAAAUAAAAAGUCAAUUCUUCCACAGUUCUUCUAUCCCCAUGACGCGUACAAUACAAUGCAAUAGAAAAAAAACUGUUGACCAUGAAACUUAAGGUCAAGAACAAUUUUUCAGUAACAUUUUUUAUAGAUCUUCACCGAUCCGAUAAUGUAAAACACGCUUAUGACUACCAAGACCAAACAUUUCUUGACACUCUGUUCAAGAAAGUCGAGCGUACUAAAAAAGAUUAUUUGUGAUACAAAUAUUGUAAUAUUUCGUUCAUUUAUGUGAUAAUCGUCUCUAUUUAACUAUAAAUGCAGGGAUACAUUUUCAGUAUCGAAGAGAGAUUAGUAAAGAAGGAGAAAAAGAAGGAGCUACCAGAAGCGUUUUCCGUCUCCUAGAUGAGCAAUAUUUUUCCACUACGUUAGAGCAAACGUUUGACCCCUUUAUUUGGCAAACCAUAAAUCUACCACAAAUCCAAUGAUUACUUUACUUUCAAACAAAUUAAUUUUUCUAUAGAUUGUCUGUUUAAAACGAUAUAUCGAGCUUUUAAAUUGCCGAAUAAAGGGUUCGUAUUAGCAUUACCGAUUACCGUUUUGUCAAUUACUUCGGAAUCUGCCUUAAACGAGAAAAGGGUAGCUAAAUAAAAGAUAUCAGUAUAAUUAGACCUUGAUAGUUAAUAUCUAGAAAUGUCAUAUCGAAUACAAAAAGAUCCAGAUACGUCAAUCUUGGACUCCGCUCCAAUUGCUAUUUGUUCACGUAUAAACGAAAGACAAUAAUGAUAUGAAAUAUGGAAGAAAAAUAUUUCAUCCAAGUUAACUAUUGCUUUCAAUAAACAGUAUCGUUUUUAAUAUAACAGCAUCAGUAAAAAAAUUAUCCACGAAAUUAUUUUGUUCGAUCCCUUAGAUUAUUAAGAUUAUACUCAUAUUGGAAUUAAAAUAUUUUAGAUUCAAUAGAAAUAAUCAUAGUGUUUCCUGAAUUUAAAAAGAUCAGCAAAAUUAGCAUACUUUUCUCGUUAUCUGCAUAUUUUUGACGAUAUUUCAACUAGUUUUAAGUUUAAACACAAAUGGACAAUAAAAUUACUUUCAUCGAUAGAAUCGUGUUCUAUUCAUUAACACUUGAUUUUCUCUUCCUUUUUGUAAGCUGCUUAAAUUGUGAAUAUACAUUAGAAUUUGAUAUCUACAUUUUUUAAUGAUGUCAGUUCGUGAUUCCGACCAAUAAAAAUUUGGAGCAAAUUUUUUUUGCUCAUUACAUAUCUAUUACUAAACUAAACUUUCUGAUGUCCCAUAUAGUAUGUAUGUAUGUAUGUAUGUAUGUACACACACACGUUUAUAUAUGUAUAUAAACACAAAAACACAUAUCGAAUCAGCUGUUUCUGUUUCGUUCGUCCCAUUUAUUGUCCGUCAGAUCAAGACCUAAAAUCUUUGAUUCGGAUAAGUAGGAGAAUCGAGUUCGACGCUUUUAUCGUGACAAGAGUACUCAAGUAAUUGCGCGUAUGCAUAAAAUCGAUGUAAAAACGUAACUUUCGAACUGUAGUCUCGAUGAAACGGCUGUUUAGGAGUGCGUCUAACCUUUCGCAGCCACUAGGCUGCCCGAGCAACCAUGUAAACCAUCGAAAACACACAAAUGUAUAAUUCAAACCGAUCGUACGAAAGUGCACUCACGUUAUUUUUUGUGAAAUAUCGGAGCACUUUCAUUUAUUCCUCUCGUACAUUCGCCGAUACAGAUUUCUACAGACUCCAGUUGAUACAGCAUAAUCAAAAAGUGACAGUACCAGUCCUCAGUGUCAAUUUUACUAUUAACUAUAAUACAGUACGAUGACUGCAAGAUCGAGAAAUAUAGCUACCAGAUUUCACCCCAUUCACGGGGAAAAUAUUAUGCUCCUCGAGGAUAAUACUGUGGCCUAUCGUACAGCCAGUUUUGCAGACUCCUUAGCAUUUAGUGAAAAGCCACUGCAGCCAGGUGAAAUAUUCUUGGUGGAAAUUGAGAAGACUGAAAGAGGAUGGAGCGGAGAUAUGAGAAUAGGUCUCACCCUCAUAGAUCCAGCCUGUGAAGACAAUAGUCUACCACAUUUCGCUAUGCCUAAUCUCUCAGAAUUGGGUAAUACAUGGAUAUUUGCUAUUACCAAGAGUCAUACUAUAUGGGAAAGUUUUGGCAUAGGUUACGGUGAAGGAAUAAAAUCAAGAGAAAAGAAAUUGAUCACUGAUGGUGUACACGUGCAAACUUCUCGCGGAAUUAUUCCUUUUAAUGCUCUCCGAGCAAAUACAAUACAUACUUCUCCAAGCAUUCUACCUACAGAUGCUGGUAGUCGUAUUGGAAUUAUGUAUGUGCCGCAGGCUGGUUCUGACAAGGCAGAAAUGCACUUUAUAAUUAAUGGUGAAGAUCAGGGUGUAUGUGGAAAAGACAUACCCUAUAAGGCAGGGCCUUUACGUGCUGUAGUAGACGUUUAUGGUACUACAAAACAAGUCAGAAUAGUUCAAUUAUACGGAGUAUCCACGCUACAAAGUGCCUGCCGUGACGCCAUAUUGCAAUAUACUAAAAAGAACGCAGUCGACUCGCUUCCACUUCCACGGCUUCUAAAAAAUUAUCUGCUCUAUCAAUCGCAGUGAAAUUCUGCCACUUCGUAUUGCUCUACCGUAUCUUCUUCAUCUACUUUAGCAACAGGCAUUUCAAUAAUUCCGUAAUCUCUUCAUAUCGGAUAUUUUCUGUGACUCUCAAUAAGUUUAAAAUGCACAUCGUCGCAUCGAAUUGUUCUUUAGAAAUAAGAAUAGACAAGCCAGGCAGGUCUCUCAUCUCUUUUUUACCUACGGUAAAUGUAAUUUGCGUGAAUGUUGAACUGAGACGUGUAUAUAAUUUAAGAAGUUCGACAGACUACUGAACACAUUUUUUAUCCUUACAUUUAGCACUUAUUAGCAACUGCACUUUUAGAAAUUGACAAUUUUAUCAUUCGCUACACUUGUCUACAUCGUCAUUAUGCCGCGUAUAAAUAGGUGUAUGUAAAAUCUCAUUUAAAAUAAUUUUCAUGCAGUACUUUUAAUGUAUAACAUUCUUUUUUUAUUGGUACACCCUACUGUGUAAGCAAGAUUUUAAAUUGAACGUGACCAAUUCAGACUAUUGUUAACACUGACGAAAAUGGACUCGAAUAAAUGUAUUUAUAAGAAAA
Messenger RNA from Ceratina calcarata, 3897 nucleotides. Its product is annotated as neuralized-like protein 2. The coding region runs from base 2552 to 3343 and encodes 263 amino acids. Gene Ontology annotation, biological process: intracellular signal transduction. The transcript has 3 exons. Lineage: Eukaryota; Metazoa; Arthropoda; Insecta; Hymenoptera; Apidae. Gene Ontology annotation, molecular function: ubiquitin protein ligase activity. The record is from RefSeq and is a predicted model, not a curated record.